CUUCUGGUCAACCCCAGGACGCCAGGCAGAGGCCGGACACUUCCAAAGGUGCAGGAGCAAAGCAGCCCUCUCCAGCCGCACGCUGCACCUCUGCGGCUCGGGGGUGAGAUUAGGGUACGGGAGGGAAGCAGACAAGCAAUAGGGGAGAAGCUCCAGCGGUGGAGCAAGAAUCCAGAGAGGUUCAGCCGGGCAGAAGGGGCGCAGAGCCUUGGGACCAAGUGGAUUCUUGCCCUGCGGGUCCGGUGCAAGGCCCCAGCACCCCGGCUAAAUCUUUACGGCGGGAAUCCCGAGCUGGGGUCCUUCGGAGGAGACACAGAGGGUUCCGCAACUCGCCCCUUGCCCAGCGCCACUGACCUCUGGGCAGCGACAAGGAAGGGGUCCCGAUCAAGGACAAGGAUCUGCGGUCAUGGCCGAGGCAGCAGAGCCUGAGGCGGGUGCCCCGGGUCCCCAGGGGCCGCCAGAGAGCCCCGCGCCCCUGGCUGAGAGAUCCGGAGAGCCGGGAGCCGCGGGCCUGGGGGCAGAGGAGCGGGAGGCGAGCGAGGGCGUAGAGGAGGCGACGAGGGGCGCAGAGGAGGUGACUAGGGGCGCCGCCGCGGUGAAGGAGGUGGGAGGCGGCGGGCCGGACAGAGUCCGGGAGGCCGAGGCGCACGGCACGAGAGGGGCGCAGGGAGAGGCGGAGGCGGAGGAGGGAGCCGUGGAGGGCGCCGAGGUGCCCCAGGAAGGGGAGGAGGCGAGCGGCGCGCUGGAGGUGGAGGGGGCGAGCCCGGGGCGCGACGCGCAGGGCGAGGACCCGGGGGAGGCUCAGGGGGCGCCCGGAGACUCUGCGGUCACCAAAAGGCAGGAGGAGGCGGAGCACCGGCCCGAGGCGUCGGAAGGCAAUGCGCGCGGGGCGUCGGGGGACAGCGUAGACGCUGAGGGCCCUGCGGGGGACACAGGAGACGCGGAGCGCCCGGCGGGGAACAGCGUAGAAGCGGAGAGUCGGGCGGGGGACAGGGUAGACGCGGAGGGUCCGGCGGGGGACAGCGUAGAAGUGGGGGGUCCGGCGAGGGACAGCGUAGACUUGGAGGGCCCGGCGGGGGACAGCGUAGACUUGGAGGGCCCGGCGGGGGACAGCGUAGACGCGGAGGUUCGGGCGGGGGACAGCAUAGACUUGGAGGGCCCGGCGGGGGACAGCGUAGACUUGGAGGGCCCGGCGGGGGACAGCGUAGACUUGGAGGGCCCGGCGGGGGACAGCGUAGACGCAGAGGGUCGGGCGGGGGACAGCGUAGGCGCGGAGAGCCCGGCGGCGGACAGCAUGGACGCCGAGGGUCCAGCAGGAGGGGCACGCCAGGUCUGCAGUGAGCCGCAGGAGGGAGGGAACCGCAGCCUCCCGCCCCAGGCCGAGGCGAUUGAGGUCGCAGAGGGCGAGAGCGCGGGGCACAGCCUGGGGGAGCUCGCUGCGGACGCGGCGGAGGAGGCGGAGGCCCCAGGGGAAAAGGGGUCCCAGGAAGCGGCCCCCGGGGACGCCAGGGCAGACGCUGGCGAGGACGGGGUCGGGGAUGGGCCCCAGCUGGAGUUGGGGGAGGAAGAGGAGAGGCGAGAGCGGAGCCCGGAGGGGCCCAGCGAAGAGGCCUCAGCUGGGGGCGAGGAGGAAUCCCCCGACUGCUGCCCAGAUGGGGAGGCCUCCAGGGGAGCCGCGGAGUCCCAGGCCCAGCUCAGCAACCACAUGGCGGAGCGCGUAAACGGCAGCCGGGAGGACGGCGAGGCGUCCGAGGAGCGCGCCCCGGGGCAGGAGCACGACAUCACCCUCUUCGUCAAGGCUGGUUAUGAUGGUGAGAGUAUCGGAAAUUGCCCCUUUUCUCAGCGUCUCUUUAUGAUUCUUUGGCUGAAAGGUGUUAUAUUUAAUGUGACGACAGUGGACCUGAAAAGGAAACCCGCAGACCUGCAGAACCUGGCUCCCGGAACAAACCCUCCUUUUAUGACUUUUGAUGGUGAAGUCAAGACGGAUGUGAAUAAAAUCGAGGAGUUCUUAGAGGAGAAAUUAGCUCCCCCGUGGUAUCCCAAGCUGGGGACCCAACAUCCUGAAUCUAACUCUGCAGGAAACGAUGUGUUUGCCAAAUUUUCCGCAUUUAUAAAAAACACGAAGAAGGAUGCAAAUGAGGUUUAUGAAAAGAACCUGCUGAAGGCCCUGAGGAAGCUCGAUAAUUUCUUAAAUAGCCCUCUGCCUGAUGAAAUAGAUGCCUACAGCACGGAGGAUGUCGCUGUUUCUGGAAGGAAGUUUCUGGAUGGGGAUGAACUCACGCUGGCUGACUGCAACCUCUUACCCAAGCUCCAUAUUAUUAAGAUUGUGGCCAAGAAGUACAGAGAUUUUGAAUUUCCUUCUGAAAUGACUGGCAUCUGGAGAUACUUGAAUAAUGCUUAUUCUAGAGAUGAGUUCACAAAUACGUGUCCAGCUGAUCAAGAGAUUGAACACGCAUAUUCAGAUGUUGCAAAAAGAAUGAAAUGAAGCUGGGCUAUUCUCUGUCUUAUUUUUCAAUUGAAUGAGUGAGGAUACAAAAAGAGUGUUUUCUGUGCAUUUCCCCCAAAUAAGUCCUUCACAAAAUAACACCCGUAGUGGGACCCACUCAACCCUGAGUGAUAUAUGGCCUUGUAAUUUGUCAGCUCACUUGUGUAUCUGAAUAUACUAGUAUCUGUUGUUAGACACACCAGUUGUCCAGAUUAUGUUAAUUUAUAUCUGUGACAUUCACUGACAUUGGAAUCUAUGAUAUUUAGGGCAUGCAAUUUUCAUUUUAAGUUUUCAUUUUAGUUUGAUUUUCAUUUCAAAUUAGGUUUGGAUUCAGUUCCUUCAAUUUUUAAAAGAAACUGGUCUGUCUCUGAGAGUUUUUAUAAUCAUUGGUAGCCUUUUUUUAAAAAAUGAAAAUACUGUUUUGUAAUUACAAAUGGAGAUACACCUGUCUUAAUAUUUUAAAGCACUAUCAGAGGGUAUAAAGAAGGACAUUUAAAAAAUCACCUAAAAUGUCAUUCCUCUUAAUGACUGAUAACCUACUGGAGAACAUCUUCCAAAUCUUCAUUAUCUCAUUUGUCCUCUCUCUCUCUCUCACAAUUUCAUUCAUAUAUGGCAUUGCGUUAUUUUAUUUUAAAGGACUUGCGAGGGGAUCUUUUGGUAAUGCCUUGAUGAUCAUACACAGAGGACUUAAACCAUGCAAAAAGAUUGGUCACUGCAGUGCCAGAGAAAGUGCUUGAGGUUAGAUUUCAAGGAGUGGGGAAUUGUGGAGCCCACAGAUGUGCAUGCAAGGACCAGCAGGAACCGAAAGCCCUGGAUCACCCCUGCCCUGCCUCACUUCCGCUCCAGGAUGCCACUGCCUCUGCUGCCAGGAAAGGCAAGGAGGAGGGUGCUUAUCAGUGCCUCUGGUUCCAGCUUCCCGUCCUUGCUCCCUCCCCUCUCUUGGAGAUUGUGCCUUCAGCAGGACUCUUAAUAUCUGCUGCAACUUGGGGAACCUCCCUGCCCUGGAACGUGAACCAAGCAUACCUUGGUUCCUUCUCCUGGCUGCUCUCUCUGAGACCCAGGGCUGGAGUCCCUCAGUGCUGAUGGUAUCGUGUGGGGCUAACGUGGUCACUGUUGCUUCUCUGCCCUUCAUUGUCUCAUCUAGACAUCAGGCAGGGAAAAUCCAGGGAGAUUAAAUUCAUGGUGGCAAGUCCUGGGCAGUUCUGGCAAAUGGUUCAGUUAGGGAGGAAGUAGAAACUAUUGACUCAGAAGAGUUUCUAGCUGAUCUGUGGCUUUGCCUCCACCAUCCCUAACCAGCCUCUCAUCACAGCUUUGUGUGUGGGCUGGGUGCUGGCCUUAACCCCAGGCGUGGAAGAGAAAAUGUGAGGUCAUUCAGAUACUCAUCAGGACCUCACAUGAGCUGAGUCUUAUUGCCCAGACUGUGUUCCUCUGACAUUUGCACACAUCUUACAGAAAACACUCCUUGUAGAGUUGGUUGUGGUAUGUGUUUGAUGCUAUAAAGCUCCGUUUUAAUGUGUACACCUGCUCUAGGGGUGAUUCGUUUGAAAGAGAGUAAGACACAUUAACAGAAACUAUCCUGGGAUUAGGUGAAAAAAUGUCUAGCAAAAGAAACAAAGUCUGUAACAGAGUGGACUCUUUCUCUCCCCACUUGUGACUGCUGCAGUUUUACCCCAGCAACCGCUGUCUUUGUUAACGAGGUUUUUGGAGGUUAAUUCCAGCAUGUGUCACCCUGUCCACGUUGUUUCACAUCUGGUUAGGGGUCAGAUUUUAAAAUGAAGUUUUGUAAUGUUACAUUUAAACAUGGUAAAUGAUUAGACUCCCAGAUAUUACUAGUGCUAACUUUGUAUUCGUAGACAUUAAAAUGAUUGACAUAAACACUUUGUGACUUCAAAAUGAAACAAAUUAUAAAAAUGUUUAAAUGGAACCAAA
Sapajus apella (tufted capuchin) is the source of this 4414-nucleotide messenger RNA. RefSeq names its product chloride intracellular channel 6 (gene CLIC6). The coding region runs from base 407 to 2485 and encodes 692 amino acids. Gene Ontology annotation, cellular component: plasma membrane. The record is from RefSeq and is a predicted model, not a curated record. Gene Ontology annotation, molecular function: D3 dopamine receptor binding; D2 dopamine receptor binding; D4 dopamine receptor binding. Lineage: Eukaryota; Metazoa; Chordata; Mammalia; Primates; Cebidae. The transcript has 6 exons.